AUGACGACUGAAACACUUCUCACAUCUCGGACUGCCGAGUAUCACGAGUCUCCGCAUGCCAGAUACUGGACUGAUGUUUCCUACAAGUACGGGGGUACCCGUCUGAAUCUGCUUGACAUAUGCGUCCCCAAAAGACAGCCUGAAGAUCCACAUCAGGCAGUAUGGCUUGUCUAUAUUCAUGGAGGAGCUUGGAGAGAUCCUUUGAUCGACCGCAAGAGUUUCAACACUGCUCUGGACCUGCUUCUCCAGGAUGAUCAACCUCACAAUAUUGCCGGGUUCGUGUCACUUGACUACCGCCUGUCUCCAUAUCCUUCGCAUCCUACAUCUCCAUCAUCUACGCACGACGACAGUCGCAAUGUGCAGCAUCCAGAGCAUCUGAAUGAUGUCCUCGUCGCUUUGUCUUUCCUUGGCUCGAGCGCUGCUAUCACAGCAGGUCGAUAUGUGUUAUGCGGGCAUAGCUGUGGCGCAACACUUGCAAUGCAAGCUACUGCUCGCUUGAGUGCCAGAUACGGUGCUAUACAGCCUCCUGUAGCCUUGUCGGGUAUGGAAGGCAUCUAUGACAUAGCUGCUUUGGUUGCUACACAUACUCAUCCAGCUUAUCGUGAGUUUGUCACGGCAGCGUUCGGUCAGAAUGAGGAGACAUGGGUCACAGCAAGCCAAUUGGUCGGCAAAAUGGAGAAGUGGCAGGGCAACGUCCUACUCGUACAGUCCAGUAGUGAUGAGUUGGUGGACAUGGAGCAAACGGACUCUAUUGUCAAGAAGCUGGUCGUGCAAGGGUUCACAAGGACAUCGACGACAUCGACAGGCAACGAGGGCAAACAAGUGCUGAAAGUGGUCAUUGAUUGCUUGCAUGAUGAGGUGUGGGAGAAAGGAACGGAGCUGGCAAAGGCGAUCAGAGUUGUCACGGAUAAGGCAUGGAUAUCUCCUGCGAAGCAUUGA
Molecule: messenger RNA, 939 nt
Organism: Aureobasidium melanogenum CBS 110374
Lineage: Eukaryota; Fungi; Ascomycota; Dothideomycetes; Dothideales; Saccotheciaceae
Product: alpha/beta-hydrolase
Exons: 3
Coding region: 1-939 (312 amino acids)
Molecular function (GO): arylformamidase activity
Source: RefSeq, a predicted model, not a curated record